This is a messenger RNA of Mesorhabditis spiculigera, 1104 nucleotides long. NCBI's taxonomy places the organism in Eukaryota, Metazoa, Nematoda, Chromadorea, Rhabditida, Rhabditidae. The record is from the annotation of a GenBank genome assembly.
AUGCUGGGGCCAAUGUCUUCGCAGCCGCAAACAAAUGGGUCGGCCCCGUCGAAACUGGCUGGCCGUCAACACUGUUUCCUAUGCGAUCUCCCCCGUUGGCCAUGGGCCAUGUGUGCCGAUUACGGAGAGCCCGUCUGCCGUGGAUGUGUCAAUUAUGAAGGAGCUGAUCGGAUCGAGAGCGUUAUUGAACAAGCACGACAGAUGAAGCGAAUUCACGGAUUCCCGGUGGCGGACAUGACAAAUGGUCGUAAGAAGGACCUCCCAGUCAACCAAGGCCCAGGCCGUAUUUCGCCACCCCGAAACGUGCCCGUCUCAGCCCCGGCGCCGACCCCGUUAAACCCGCUGAACCCGUUGGCUUCUUUUGGAGAGUCCUUGCAGGCCUUCGUCCAGCAGCAGCGUCUCCUCCAGCUCGCCUCGACAAUUGGCAACCGGCCGAACGGCUUCACCGUCGAAGAGCUGGCCCUGAUUCAGCAGCAAAUGCGCCCGGCCCUCCCAAAUGGGCUCUUGCACCAAGGGAUCCCCGGUUUUGGGUGCCUUCCCAACAUGGGGCUGCCACGAAAGCGUGAUCACGAGGAUGACAAGAGUGAGGUGUACGGGAAGGUGCAGCGAGGAGACGCCCAGACGACAUCAGUCUCGCCUACAUCUACACAUUCGCCCGAUCAUCCGGCGACAAGACGUAUGGCAUUUCCGCCAAGCCAAGACCGCGUGCUGCGGUGUACCCUCUGCCAGGAGCGGCUAGAAGACACCCAUUUCGUCCAGUGCCCCUCAAUCCAGGGCCACAAAUUCUGCUUCCCCUGCAGCAAGGAGAGCAUCAAGAAGCAGACCCACGGCCAGGAGCUCUAUUGCCCGUCGGGGGAUAAAUGCCCCCUCGUCGGCUCGGCGAUGCCGUGGACCUUCAUGCAAGGCGAGAUCGCCACCAUUCUUGGCGAGGAGUACGACGAGUUCAAACGAACCCGUGAAGCUGCUGGCCUCGGCGCCGGCUCCAUCCCGCCGACCCAGGCCCAUUCCGGGGGCUCCGCCUCAUCCUCUGGUGGUGCUCAGAGUAGCCCCGCGUCCACGACCACCACCGGCUCGUCCGCUGCCUCAACCGCUCUUCUCAUCAAC